This is a messenger RNA of Leptonychotes weddellii (Weddell seal), 1999 nucleotides long. NCBI's taxonomy places the organism in Eukaryota, Metazoa, Chordata, Mammalia, Carnivora, Phocidae. The record is from RefSeq and is a predicted model, not a curated record.
GGCCUCUGAGCUGAGCCCCAGAGCGAGCCGCCCUCCGGGCCGGGUGCCGAGAAGAUGUCCCAGCCCAACACCGUGGACGAGGGGGCCACGUUCGAGCAUCUCUGGAACUCCCUGGAACCAGACAGCACCUACUUUGACCUGCCCCAGUCCAGCCAGGGAAACAAUGAGGUGGUGGGCGGCGCAGAGGCAGGCAUGGACGUCUUCCACCUGCAGGGCAUGACCACCCCCGUCAUGUCCCAGUUCAAUCUGCUGAGCAGCACCAUGGACCAGAUGAGCAGCCGCGCGGCCUCGGCCAGCCCCUACACCCCGGAGCACGCCACCAGUGUGCCCACCCACUCGCCCUACGCGCAGCCCAGCUCCACCUUCGACACCAUGUCCCCGGCACCGGCCAUUCCCUCCAACACCGACUACCCCGGCCCCCACCACUUCGACGUCACCUUCCAGCAGUCCAGCACGGCCAAGUCCGCCACCUGGACGUACUCCCCACUGCUGAAGAAGCUCUACUGCCAAAUUGCCAAGACCUGCCCCAUCCAGAUCAAGGUGUCCGCCCCGCCGCCCCCAGGCACCAUCGUCCGCGCCAUGCCCGUCUACAAGAAGGCGGAGCACGUGACUGAGGUCGUGAAGCGCUGCCCCAACCAUGAGCUCGGGCGGGACUUCAACGAAGGACAGUCUGCUCCGGCCAGCCACCUCAUCCGCGUGGAGGGCAACAAUCUCUCGCAGUAUGUGGAUGACCCCGUCACGGGCAGGCAGAGUGUCAUGGUUCCCUACGAGCCCCCGCAGGUGGGGACAGAAUUCACCACCAUCCUGUACAACUUCAUGUGCAACAGCAGCUGUGUGGGGGGCAUGAACCGGCGGCCCAUCCUCAUCAUCAUCACCCUGGAGACCCGGGACGGACAGGUGCUGGGCCGCCGGUCCUUUGAGGGCCGCAUCUGCGCCUGUCCUGGCCGAGACCGCAAAGCUGACGAAGACCACCAGCGGGAGCAGCAGGCCCUGAGCGAGAGCGCCGCAAAGCACGGGGCGGCCAGCAAGCGUGCCUUCAAACAGAGUCCCCCUGCCGUCCCUGCCCUGGGCACCAACGUGAAGAAGAGGCGGCACGGGGACGAGGACGUGUACUACAUGCACGUGCGGGGCCGAGAGAACUUUGAGAUCCUGAUGAAGGUCAAGGAGAGCCUGGAGCUGAUGGAGUUGGUGCCGCAGCAGCUGGUCGACACAUACCGGCAGCAACAGCAGCUCCUGCAGAGGCCGAACCACCUGCAGCCUGCCUCCUACGGGCCGGUCCUCUCGCCCAUGAACAAAGCCCACACGGCCGUCAACAAGCUGCCCUCCGUCAACCAGCUGGUGGGCCAGCCGCUCCCGCACAGCUCUGCGGCCGGGCCCAACCUGGGGCCUAUGGGCCCCGGGAUUCUCAACAACCACAGCCACGCCCUGCCGACCAGCGGCGAGAUGAACAGCAGCCACGGCGCCCAGUCCAUGGUCUCGGGGUCCCACUGCACCCCACCACCCCCCUACCACGCCGACCCCAGCCUGGUCAGUUUCCUGACAGGACUGGGGUGUCCAAACUGCAUCGAGUACUUCACGUCCCAGGGCCUACAGAACAUUUACCACCUGCAGAACCUGACGAUAGAGGACCUCGGCGCCCUGAAGAUCCCGGACCAGCACCGGAUGACCAUCUGGAGGGGCCUGCAGGACCUGAAGCAGAGCCACGACUACGGCGCCCAGCAGCUGCUCCGCUCCAGCAGCAACGCCUCGACCAUCUCCAUCGGCAGCUCGGGGGAGCUCCAGCGGCAGCGGGUCAUGGAGGCCGUGCAUUUCCGCGUGCGUCACACCAUCACCAUCCCCAACCGCGGGGCUCCGGCCGGGGGCGCGGGGCCUGACGAGUGGGCCGACUUCGGCUUCGACCUCCCGGACUGCAAGUCCCGAAAACAGUCCAUCAAAGAGGAGUUCAUGGAGAGCGAGAUUCACUGAGGGGCCGGGGCGCGCAGGAGAGUCGGCGCGGAGG